UGCUCGGGUAAUACCAGUAGACGGUGUAGGCUUGAAGCAAUUUAUAGCAGGUGAUACAUUCCACGGUUCUUGACUUCGGACGCAACGUAAUCAUGAGUGGCAGCAGUGACUGGGUUGCGGAGGCUAAAUGCGACUCUCCCGAAACAGCGGUGGAGCAUGAUCUUCGGUUUGUGGGCAAGGUAAUCGUCAUUACCGGUGCCGGUGGUCAAUUUGGCCGGGAAGGAUGUGUGUACUUCGCGAAACGUGGCGCACGGAUAGCGGCUCUAGACAAAAACCAAGAAGGAUUGCAGGGGACAUUUGAGGCCCUGAAUCAAAGUCUGGACGACGGAAGUUUUGAUUUUAAAGCGUUUAUCUGCGAUAUUACCAGUGCCGGUGACACGCGGACGGUGACGGAUGCCAUCGUGGAACGUUUCUGCCGUAUCGACCUUCUGUGGAACAAUGCCGGCUACCAAGGGAAAAUAGCUACUUUGUUGGAAUACGAUCCAGAAGACUUUCGCAUGGUAAUGGAUAUAAACGUGACUGGUGCUUUUAUCGUCCUGCAAGCCGUCGCCAAGGUCAUGUCGAAGCGGGAUCCAGACGCAACAUGCUGUGUUGUGAAUACAGCGUCGGUAGCUGGUAUGCGGGGCACGCCCGCUAUGGCGGCAUACGCGUCGUCGAAGGCAGCCAUAUUCUCUCUAACUUCAGUGGCGGCCAAAGACCUGGCACCCUUCAAAAUAAGGGUGAACGCCGUAAGUCCCGCUCUUAUCGGACCGGAAUGCAAUUCUCCUUACUUUGCCAAUGACCCCGAGACUGUCGCACAAAAUAAGAUCAAUAGCGUCCCAAUGAAACGCCUCGGGAGCGUGGAAGAAGUUCUUAAGGUAGUCGCCUUCUUGAUGAGUGACGAGUCAAGCUACAUGACAGGUUCCAACCUCGUUGUCGAUGGAGGUAUGGCGUCUGGUGUGCGAGCUUGAGACAUCUGGAAGCUCGCGCAGCGUCUUGGCGUCCGCAAAAUCUUCGAUAAAAGACGGGACACACAGAUCGGUACCGCCAUGCUGCAGAGGUAAUUGUGGUCUUAGUCGUAUCGCAAUGCCACAGAUGAAUCCGAAGAAUCGUUAAAUGUAUUAAUGUAGCUCAUGCAUUUGGCGCGC
Phaeodactylum tricornutum CCAP 1055/1 is the source of this 1127-nucleotide messenger RNA. RefSeq lists its product with no specific name. The record is from RefSeq and is a predicted model, not a curated record. The transcript has 2 exons. The coding region runs from base 93 to 950 and encodes 285 amino acids. NCBI's taxonomy places the organism in Eukaryota, Bacillariophyta, Bacillariophyceae, Surirellales, Neidiaceae. Gene Ontology annotation, molecular function: oxidoreductase activity.